Molecule: messenger RNA, 1171 nt
Organism: Myzus persicae (green peach aphid)
Lineage: Eukaryota; Metazoa; Arthropoda; Insecta; Hemiptera; Aphididae
Product: protein Fer3-like
Exons: 3
Coding region: 398-1105 (235 amino acids)
Molecular function (GO): protein dimerization activity
Source: RefSeq, a predicted model, not a curated record
UCUGCCGGCACGCGCUUCCGCGUCAAUGAGUGUUCGGGGCUCGUGCCGUCAACUGCCGUGCCGUCUGCUUAAGUGCCCAAUAAUAAUAGUAAUAACGAUACACACAGUGCCGUCGGUGUCCGUCUGCGAUCGCAUUGCGCCAGCGCAUUUUUUCCGCGCUUUUAUUAAACAAUUUACCUGGUGUUUGUACGCAACUGUUCGCCUGCGGAUUUAUCGUACACGCAUAGGAUCUAUGUUCUACGGCCGUGAUUGCACGCUCACGUGAAUAAUAAAUAUAUUAUACCGCUGGCUUACAUUCUGCAGUAACACACAUAGGUACGAGUAAAACGCCACCCGCCACCUUGUCAACAGGAACAGCAUAGUAACGGAUGGUGGUCAUAGAAUAAUCCGCUUGACGAUGGAUAUGGUUCAGUAUCGUCAUCAUCAUCAUCACCAUCAUCACCAGCAUCUGCAGCAACAGCAGCAGCACCACCACCACCACCAGUCAUUCGACGGACAUCAGAUGACGCAUCUCGCUGCAGCGGGGGCGGCCGACUACGGUUUCGGCGAUCUGGGAAAUUCCAAUGGAAAGCGCGAAUCGCCGUCGCAGCACGGCGCGUACUGGCAGUGGCAACACUCGUCGGACGGUUCGUCGUCCGAGGGGUUCAAUCACGGACAGCGAGCAUUCCUCGACGACUCCGCGGACCGCGGCUGCUGGGACGCGACUGCGAGUUGCGGUAGUCCGCCACCUCCGUCGACCCGAGUGCCGCCGCUGGACGACCAAUGCUCGUUCACAGGUCAUCUGCAGCUGCUGCAGCCACUGACGUCUCGGCACAGCGACCGAUGGAAUCGUUCCUAUUUCAGACAAUCAUCAAAUGAUUACAUAUCAACAAAGUCUAAUAGCAAAGAGUCCAUAUCUCCCACAGUGGCAAGAAAGAGACGUUUAGCAGCUAAUGCAAGGGAACGUCGACGCAUGAAUGGUUUGAAUGAAGCAUUUGAUAGACUCCGUGAAGCUAUACCAACAUCCAUAGAAGAUGAACACAAAUUAUCAAAAUAUGAAACGCUACAAAUGGCUCAAAGUUAUAUAUCAGCAUUAUGCAACUUACUGGAUCAAGCUCAUAAAUAAAAUAUAAUUUAUUUCUCAAUUGUCAAUUUUUUUUACACAUAAAAUGUUUUCUAGUCACAAAAAAUA